CGACGUCGCGGGUCUGAGGUGGAAAGCGAAGGCCGCGGCGCUUUUCUCUGCCCUUGACAGCCCUUCGCGUCGCCAUGGCUGCCCUGGCGGCUCUGCACGGCGGCGUCCGCCGGUCUCUGCUUCGCGGGCUGCUGCAGGAAGGAAGAUGCCUGGAGCGAACUUAUGCAUCCAAACCCACUUUGAAUGAAGUGGUUAUAGUAAGUGCUAUAAGAACUCCUAUUGGAUCCUUUCUGGGCAGCCUUGCCUCUCAGCCAGCAACUAAGCUUGGUUCUAUUGCAAUUCAGGGAGCUAUUGAAAAGGCAGGGAUCCCGAAAGAAGAAGUGAAGGAAGUCUACAUGGGCAAUGUCAUCCAAGGGGGUGAAGGGCAGGCCCCCACAAGGCAAGCGGCAUUGGGUGCAGAUUUACCGAUUUCCACUCCGUGCACCACGGUAAACAAAGUCUGCGCUUCAGGAAUGAAAGCCAUCAUGAUGGCCUCUCAAAAUCUUAUGUGUGGACAUCAGGAUGUGAUGGUGGCAGGUGGGAUGGAGAGCAUGUCAAAUGUCCCCUAUGUGAUGAGCAGAGGAGCAACUCCGUAUGGCGGGGUAAAACUGGAAGACCUGAUCGUGAAAGACGGGCUAACUGAUGUCUACAAUAAAAUUCAUAUGGGUAACUGUGCUGAGAAUACUGCAAAGAAGCUGAAUAUUGCACGAGGCGAACAGGAUACUUACGCCAUCAGCUCUUACACCAGGAGUAAAGAAGCCUGGGAUGCAGGGAAGUUUGGAAAUGAAAUCGCUCCUGUCACAGUCUCAAUAAAAGGUAAACCAGAUGUGGUGGUGAAAGAAGAUGAAGAGUACAAGCGUGUUGAUUUCAGUAAAGUGCCGAAGCUGAAAACCGUGUUCCAGAAAGAAAAUGGCACAGUAACAGCUGCCAAUGCCAGCACACUGAACGACGGAGCAGCUGCUGUGGUUCUCAUGACUGCAGAGGCCGCCAAGAGGCUCAAUGUGAAGCCACUAGCACGAAUCGCGGGAUUUGCUGAUGCUGCUGUAGAUCCUAUUGAUUUCCCAGUUGCACCCGCAUAUGCUGUACCUAAGGUUCUUAAAUAUGCAGGAUUGAAAAAGGAAGACAUUGCCAUGUGGGAAGUAAAUGAAGCAUUCAGUGUGGUUGUACUGGCCAACAUUAAAAUGCUGGAGAUUGAUCCUCAAAAAGUGAAUAUCCACGGAGGAGCUGUUUCUCUGGGUCAUCCAAUCGGGAUGUCUGGAGCCCGGAUUGUUGUUCACUUGGCUCAUGCCUUGAAACAAGGAGAAUUUGGUCUGGCCAGUAUUUGCAAUGGAGGAGGAGGUGCUUCUGCUGUGCUGAUUGAGAAGCUGUAGACAGACAACCUGUUUUAGGAGACAGUUCCAUGUGAUCAGAAACCCUGCUGAAGUGAACGUGACUCUCUUGGGCCAGCUUAUAUUCAACAUAAGCUUUUCAUUUUUUAUUAUUUUCUAUUAAAUUUUUUUUUAAAAAAUAAUCAUCAUAUUCAAAACCUAUUGAAAGUACAAAUAAAAAUUUCUCCUUUAA
Myodes glareolus (Bank vole) is the source of this 1539-nucleotide messenger RNA. It is a transcript of the gene Acat1, whose product is annotated as acetyl-CoA acetyltransferase 1. Gene Ontology annotation, molecular function: acetyl-CoA C-acetyltransferase activity. Lineage: Eukaryota; Metazoa; Chordata; Mammalia; Rodentia; Cricetidae. Gene Ontology annotation, biological process: fatty acid beta-oxidation. Gene Ontology annotation, cellular component: mitochondrion. The record is from RefSeq and is a predicted model, not a curated record.